Toxorhynchites rutilus septentrionalis is the source of this 2181-nucleotide messenger RNA. RefSeq names its product gustatory receptor for sugar taste 43a-like. The coding region runs from base 1 to 1860 and encodes 619 amino acids. Lineage: Eukaryota; Metazoa; Arthropoda; Insecta; Diptera; Culicidae. Gene Ontology annotation, biological process: sensory perception of taste. The record is from RefSeq and is a predicted model, not a curated record. The transcript has 7 exons. Gene Ontology annotation, cellular component: axon; neuronal cell body; dendrite.
AUGCGCUGGUUUGUGAUAAGCAAUAUUUACGAUUCAAUCGGUCCUUUGGCUUUCAUGCUGAACGUGUUAGGAUUAAGGUGUGACUCUUGGAAUUCAUCGACUAGUGUCGGUAAGCUACCGGUAGUGACCGUUUACAUACUAGCCUUCAUCACUCUGCACACGGGAAUCGUCUUUGGGAUCAUAUACAUUCAGAAGCUACACGAAAUAUACCAAUCGUGGAUCGUUGGAGGACUUGAAAUCGUACACGCAACUAUGAUUUAUGCGAUGGUUAUAUAUUGCCUGGUGUUCGGUCACCUGGCUAGCAACAAAACCAGGAGACUCCUGGCAUGUCUGUGCGAGAUCGACAGCGCGUUGUCCAAGUAUAGGAUUCGAAUAGAUCAUCAGUCGUUCCACGAUCGGUUGAUUGCAACGAUAUGCGGUGUCACACUCACCUCGAUGGCUAUAGUCGCAUUCAGCUUCUGGUACUGGAAACGUCAUGUUUCCGGUUUCACGAUGGAGUAUUCUGGGACUAUUAGUUUCUAUCUGGCAGUUUAUUGUUAUUUGCUGGUGUUCGUACAGACGAUUGCGAUGGUUAUACUGUGCAUGAUGAGAUUCGUGGCGAUUAACGGCGUAUUCAGAAACAUGGUCAAUCGACCUAACCAGCGGAUAGAACUUGAUGCCUUUCAUCAAAUUACGUUCGUCCUGAAAGUGUUGGGAUUGCACCCCGUGGUAACCAGUACGAAGAAACGUCACCGCUUGUUGUAUAAAACUAUAAAUGGGACAGUCCUGCUCCUCUCCACUAUGGUGUAUGGUUACAUGUUGCUGCACUAUGCGCUUCUUUCCGAAAUUAUCAAACUCAACACCGGGUCAGUCAUCAUCCAGCGGAUGCUGGACAUCUUCCACGUUUUGCGCUACAUUAUGGCGGUGGCGGUACCAGUCUUUGCGCUCCUAAACAUGGAUAAAAGGCAGCGUAUGCUUCAACGAAUCGAUGAAACUAGCGGCCCAAUAGCGGAGCUUGGCAGUGGCUUUCAAGCAAUACAGUGCUUCAAGUGUGUACGAUGCAUCCAGUGGACGUCUUUGCUAACUCCUUUUACCUGUGUGAUUGCCGUGUUCGCAUUGAUAGAAUGGAAGACGCUCGGCAUCCACGUUGGGAUAUUCCCUCGCAUCACCAUGGCUGUGUAUUUUGUUACAUAUGUUCAGCUAUGGCUGCAACCAACGGUGCUGCUUCUGUUGCUCCGAAGGAGUUUCAUGACGUUGGGUCGAGUGAUGCGAAUGUACUUCCCAACAACGCCGACAGCUGGUGGAUUCCUCACGGCCAAUGUGGAGACCGUCGUGUGCAGUGAGAAGGAGCAGCUGGCCGUUUUGAAACAGAUAAAAAUACUGCACGACAAACUGAACGAUGUGGUGGAGCUGGUCAAUUACUGCUUUUCCGUGCAAAUAACCUUUUGCGUGGGGCUGUGCUUCGUUAUCGGCGUCGUUUGCUCGUUCGGUCUGUUCCGGGCAUUCAUCUAUCGGAACGAGCUGUUCUACAUGGGCGUACUGAACUUCAUCUGGUACAUGUACUACCUGUUCUUUGUGCUCUUCUUCAUCGCCGUCGGGAGCAAGAUUACUCGAGAGGGUAAACGAAUCGGAGUGCUCGUCCACAAGGCCAUCAACUUUUCCACCUCUACUGCGGUUAUAAAUGAGCUGAACAUUUUCUCCCAGCAAUUAUUGCACCGCAGUCCCGUAAUUACAUGCGGUUUGUUCGUCUACGACUGGACACUUCUGUACACGAUGAUUGGUGCGACCGCAACGUAUCUCAUAAUCCUAAUCCAGUUCGACGUAUCCUUCCCGAAUUUGGUAAAUGUGAAUGGCACUGCGACGGUUUCCACGGGAACAUAGAUUAGCUCGAUGCAAAAUGUGUGGUGUUUCCCACGAGCAAUAAUCAUGUUCAUCUCGAUUAGUGCCUAUUCGUUGCUUGGCGAGGCUCCCGUUUCACCCCUCGUAAUGCAUGCCAUGUAGUCUGCUUUCCCCGAACUCAAUACAUUUAUUGGUAGAUGCUCCUAGGGCAAAACAGAGAAACAGAAAUCAACUGAAGCCACCAACAUCCAGCAUGAAAGCAAAAGCGCCAAGGUUCACCGUUUCGAUGUUAUAUGCUACCGUGAAAUAAAAUUAAUGUGAGAGUAUCCGUGGAUUUAUAAUAAACAUAUUUUUCUGUAUACA